AUGUUCAAAAAGGACCUCCAAGGCGCUCCCAAGCAAAAGCUCAAAUCCUCCGCCCAGCGCGCGCUGCGCCAGUCCCUCCUCGCCACGUACCCGCUCCUGACGCCCUACAUCGAAGAGAUCCUCCCCAAGAAGGGCUCCCUCGCGAGCAUGAAGCUGCCCGACCGAAACACCCUCUACGUGCUCGACUCCGUGCCGCUCUUCUACCAGAAUGACGGGUCCGACCUGCUGCCGCACCUGAAGCUCGUGCACCGCUUCCCGCAGGCGUUUCCUAGCAUCCGGAUCGAUCGCGGAGCUAUUCGCUUUGUGCUUUCUGGCGCGACGCUGAUGGCGCCGGGGUUGACGUCCGCGGGGGGCAGAUUGCCCGUCGAUGGGGCAAAGCCGCUCGAGGAGGGGAAAGAAAUGGAGCAGAGCAUUGUGGAGGAUGGACGGUGGAGCAGGGAGCUGGCCAAGGGAGAGCCGGUGGUGAUUAUGGCAGAGGGCAAGGAGGAGGCGUGUGCGGUUGGCACGCUGGCUGCCGGGACGGACGAGGUCAAGGCGAAGGGCAAGGGACCGGUGGUGGAGGAUGCGCAUUACUUGGGAGAUGGGCUGUGGAAUUUAAACACGGCAUGAGUGGAUUGAUGGAUAUAUAUGCAUAGAGGAGGAUGGAAGAUACGCGGGGAGUUUAUCGUAUUCGCUGUUCAUGCUUUGCUGGGGAUACAGCAAUGAUGUGUUCGGAGAUGUAUGUCAUAAAAAUGCUGUGACGAGAAUUGAGAGACACAACCAUGACCCUCAUGUGGGC
This is a messenger RNA of Trichoderma atroviride IMI 206040, 778 nucleotides long. RefSeq lists its product as uncharacterized. Gene Ontology annotation, molecular function: RNA binding. The record is from RefSeq and is a predicted model, not a curated record. Gene Ontology annotation, biological process: formation of translation preinitiation complex. NCBI's taxonomy places the organism in Eukaryota, Fungi, Ascomycota, Sordariomycetes, Hypocreales, Hypocreaceae.